Radiomyces spectabilis is the source of this 1482-nucleotide messenger RNA. RefSeq lists its product as uncharacterized. The record is from RefSeq and is a predicted model, not a curated record. The coding region runs from base 128 to 1102 and encodes 324 amino acids. The transcript has 4 exons. Lineage: Eukaryota; Fungi; Mucoromycota; Mucoromycetes; Mucorales; Radiomycetaceae.
GCUGAUGCAUCCUAUGCUUAAGUUUUAAUACUCCGCCGCGGCAUAAAGCGACUCUCUCCCAAUCAAGACCGCAUUUGUCUGUUUCUUUUUUUUUCAUUGUUUCUUCCUUUUCACCUACACAUUUGUCAUGUCUUCUACUGCUGCUGCUGCUGAUCCAGUUGUUUCCACUCCGGAAAUCACUGCUCCCGCAACCGAUGCCAAACCGAUGCCACCGUUGCCUGUCAUUGGCAUUCCUGGUGUCGCUGGGUACACUGCUGAAAGUAAUACCAACAACCUCGUGAAUCCAACGGUUGAAAAUGAUCUUCCUGAGCCACCCCUUUCCAAUAAAUCGGCAUCCAGUGCUACGAAACGCCUCUCAUUGCUCCUAAGCAAGGCGAAAACCGCUCUUUCCCCUGCGACAGAAAGCAAAGAAGUCAAAGGCACACCUGAGGCUGAGGCUGGGCCUGCUCCUGUGCCUGAAGUCUCUGUUACUGCCGAACCUUCUUCCAACGGACCUGUCACCGAAAGUGAUCGUGAGGUUCACACCCAGAUCGUUGAGAAUGAGAGUGAAGGUCAAAAGAAGAAGCCUGGUUUCUUCAGUGUGAUGCUUCAACGAGCCAAGGAUGUACUUGAUGAGACGAAUAAGAUCGGCGGUGAAAAGCACGCUGAAACAGCUGCAGCGGCCCAACCGGCUACCACGGUGGAUGAUUCGCCGUCUGAACCGAUGGUCCACACUGCAGAUGAUAUACCACCACCCCCACCACCCAAGGAUCACGUUAAAGAUAUUGGCAUUGCUGAUCAGAUUCGCCGCCAUCUUCUCGCCAAUAAACUGUUCAGUCACAAGACAUCAGAAGAACGUCAUGCAAAUGCAGCUGUCGAAACUAGCCCGACGGAUGCCACACCGGCUGUCGGUCAAGAAACUUCUGCUCGUCGAAACCCUUCGUUGUUGAGUCGUCGUCUUACCCAUAUGCUUCGUUUGCCAAAGUGGGAUAAGAAAAAAACAUCGCCUCCAAACUCUACCCAUGAUCUUCCUGAUAAAGUGGCAGAACAACCUCACGAAGAAGCAGUAGCCAACCCGCCUGAAAUUCAAGCCGGUUCUGCAAGCGUGCAAGUUUCAGCUUAAGUUUGUGUACGAUGAGCCAUGACGUCGGAUCCAUGCAGUCAAUCCUUCCUUUUUACAAUUUUUUCUUCUUCUUUCUCUUUCAGUUAACUUAAUCAAAUCAUACCAUGAAUGGUAAUGACUUUUUCUUUUUCUUUGAUCCUCUUUUCUUUUUCCAAGAUUCUUUCUAAUUCAUCUUUCAUGUCUCUUUUUGCUUCGUAUUUUUUUUCCCUCUGUUUUCUCCUUUUUUUCCCAAAGGGAUCACAUAAUAAAUGCAUAAAGGAUGUAAUACUAUUCUUAUGGUGAUGCUUCUCUUUCCCGUGCUUCUCCUGCAUGUUGUUAUUGCAGGAAACAUUCAAAGGAAAAAAAGCGUGACCGAUGCGAUAGGCAACAUUGGCAUCUCG